Oryza brachyantha (malo sina) is the source of this 1729-nucleotide messenger RNA. Its product is annotated as cilia- and flagella-associated protein 20. The transcript is spliced from 6 exons. The coding region runs from base 387 to 959 and encodes 190 amino acids. The record is from RefSeq and is a predicted model, not a curated record. NCBI's taxonomy places the organism in Eukaryota, Viridiplantae, Streptophyta, Magnoliopsida, Poales, Poaceae.
ACCACACCUUCCCUUUCUCGGGACGGCGAGUUCCUCCUGGCAUUAAAACGAUGUCUCCGUGAGCAUCGAACUAGCUCUGGAUCGAGGGUUUUAGAGAAAAAAUUCUCCCCCGAUUCGGUUAGGUUAACUAUUCUGCGUGGGAUUUUGAGCAGCACAAGGGCUUUUGGGUAGUUUUUUUUUUCUCAGUUCAGGGAUGGUUAGGUCCUGUUUUCUGACUUUAGAUUUCCAUGAUGUUUCUUAACGAGGACCGAGAUGGGGGACUACAGGGAGAAUGGAAAAAGUAGGAUGUGAUGACAUUGUCUAAUUCGAAAUUUGGAUGUGAUGCAAUGAUUUGCCUGCCUAUUAAUGAAAGAUAAUACUUAGUUGGACUUGGAAGAUUUGGGAAAAUGUUCAAGAAUACAUUUCAGUCUGGGUUUCUAUCAAUUCUUUACAGCCUUGGCACCAAGCCGUUGCAGAUAUGGGAUAAGGAAGUUGUAAAUGGGCACAUCAAACGACCUCAGGAUGAAGAUAUCCAGUCUAAUGUACUUGAAAUAAUUGGAACAAAUGUGCAGUCAACUUACAUUACCUGCCCUGCUGAUCCUGCUGCUACUCUUGGAAUUAAGCUUCCAUUUCUCGCCUUAAUUGUGAAGAAUCUUAAGAAGUACUUUACAUUUGAGAUCCAAGUUUUGGACGAUAAGAAUGUCCGCCGACGAUUUAGAGCGUCAAAUUAUCAAUCUGUCACUAGAGUGAAGCCAUACAUAUGCACAAUGCCUUUGAAGCUAGAAGAUGGCUGGAACAACAUUCAGUUGAAUCUAUCUGAUCUGACAAAAAGAGCCUAUGGCACAAAUUAUGUUGAGACGCUCCGAGUGCAGGUUCAUGCGAAUUGCCGACUUCGCAGAAUUUACUUCGCCGACCGCCUCUACUCAGAGGAGGAGCUGCCGCCUGAGUUCAAGCUCUACCUUCCCAUUCAGAAAGCAUAAUAAACUUCGGAGCAAUCAUGGAGAUGUCUCUUGACCACAAAAGGAGCCCCAGGAGGCAUUGCUUCACGGCGCCCUCGCGACAACGGUUAACGCAAAGCGCACCAAGCCUGCACGAAACCUCAGGAUCUACCUGGUUGUUUGAUAGCAGAGUGGUAGUAGUCUGAAUGAGUUGCCGGGGCACCCACUGACCCUCAUCUAAUACACUGUUACCUGGUGUUGCAUCCUCCCUUACAACUGUACCCUGAUGGUCCAACUCCAUGUUGCAAACCCAGCACCUACCGCUGUUUGGCCAUUCAAUUCGCACACUUUUUUUUGCCAUUGUUAUGUGACCACCACUUGUGGCUUCGUUCUGGAUGGCUGUAUGUCAGGCCGGCGCGGUCGCCAUUAAAAAACUUCAGACUUCUCCGCGUCGUCGGCGCCCAUGCAUUUGCAUGCAUGCACAUCCCUGAUCAGUGAUCAACAUGGUUGCAAUGGUUUUUCCGGAUUGUACCGUGCACAUGACUCGAUGAACAUUGGCCUGGAAUUUUCUGUCUCCAUUUUUUUCCACUGCUGUCAACAGCUUCUCGCCUGGCAAAAUUGCCGAAUAGGUUUUGCCGGCUGAUGAAGAAAAUACUAAGAAUGCAGAAACACUUUGGGACAGUGGGAGUAGAGCAGAUGCCGUCAAAAUGGUCAUGGAAACUGAAGUUUCUAAGAGUUCUAUAUUAUAUAAAUGGCAUCGUAGUAUUAAAUAUCUGUAGCUGUGAAUAUCACUUGGGUUGCUUUUAAUUGAA